AUGUAUGUAUGUAUAUGUAUAAUUAACUCAUUAUACAUCCAUAUUUUUAAAUAUAUUUCAUUCUCUCUCUUAGGUGAUAUGAUGACAUUGUUAAUGAAACGUGAUACACUGACAGAGCCUCAAACACAGUUCUAUAUAGCAGAAACUGUUCUAGCUAUUGAUUCAAUUCAUAAAAUGGGUUUCAUUCAUCGUGAUAUUAAACCGGAUAAUUUGCUACUUGAUGCAAAAGGUCAUAUUAAACUUAGCGAUUUCGGUUUAUGUACAGGCUUGAAAAAGGCACAUCGAACGGAUUUCUACAAAGAUUUAUCUCAAGCGAAACCAAGUGAUUUUUCUGAACAAUCGCAGUUAUCUAUCGUAACUAGUAGGGAUAAAUGCGAAGUUUAUUAA
Trichobilharzia regenti is the source of this 387-nucleotide messenger RNA. NCBI's taxonomy places the organism in Eukaryota, Metazoa, Platyhelminthes, Trematoda, Strigeidida, Schistosomatidae. The record is from the annotation of a GenBank genome assembly.